Molecule: messenger RNA, 1537 nt
Organism: Sinocyclocheilus anshuiensis
Lineage: Eukaryota; Metazoa; Chordata; Actinopteri; Cypriniformes; Cyprinidae
Product: transmembrane protein 192-like
Exons: 6
Coding region: 115-924 (269 amino acids)
Cellular component (GO): lysosomal membrane; late endosome
Source: RefSeq, a predicted model, not a curated record
CAUAGUAGGAUUGGUAAUAUCCGCAACCCGGAAGUCUAAUUUACAAAUGUUUGUCCGGGCGUUUUGCCUUAAAUCUGGACCUUUUGGCUUUAUGUGUAAUGUUCAGGCAGUGUGAUGGAGUCUGAGCGUACAUCGGCUUAUGGUAAUAACACAAAUGUAGAUUUUACACAAAGCACCGACGAUGACCCUCUUAUUGAUGGACCACUGGUUUCCCAAGAUGCACUUGAGUCAGUGAUCAAGAGAGAGUUUCAGAAAUUAUCCACUCAUUGGGCAGUGAGUGUCAUCUCAUUUUUACAUGUGGUUUAUGUGGUUUUAUGCAUUGUAAUCACAGUAUUUUACUGGAUAUCUGAUGAGCACACUCCUGAGUGCACUGCAGCAUUGCAGGGCAUUGACUCCAAGACUGUGAUCUUACUGGGAAAAGUUGCACUCUGGGUGAUGGUCUUCAUAUAUGAUAGAUUUGUCCAGCAUCACCAUAGCACAGUGAGACGGAGAGGUUAUCUGGACUUCUACAGACUGACCCGUGGAAUAAAAAACCUUCCACUGCUCAUUCACUCUGCAGGUAAUGCACUGAUCCUGAUUGUAAUUGCUCCAUCUUCUCUGCUGGAUGCAAAUGUGAAGAAUCUUUCUGUAUAUCUUCUGUUGGCCAUCAUCUGUCUGGAGCUACUGCUGUCAGUUAUAUGCUUGCUUAGAUAUGCAGUACACGUGGUGAAGUUUAAUAGCAAGAAGCCACAUCCUGAUGUGACUGAAGAAGAACGCUCUCAUGACUGCUCCAGCGAAGGACAUACAGAGACAGGCGUCAGGGACGGCUCCAGUCUGGAGGAUGUAGUGGAAAAGCAGGCGGACCUGAUUGAUUAUCUGAAACAGCACAACAGUGUUCUGAGCAGGAGGAUCCUCGCGCUGACCGCUCAGCAGAUCAGAGGCUGACACAUGCAAACAGAGAGAGUGACUCAGGUCUGUUUGUGCGUAUGAUGUGGUUUGAAGCCUUGCGUGCGAGUGUGUGUGAGCAUGUCUAUCUUGACUGGCAUCGGCAGCCAUGGCUCACUGAUCAGAAGGCCUUUGGUGGGAAACGAACCCUGGUAACCUCUCUAACAACGCUCUCACGUUUCCAUGACGACAAGUCUGAGUAGACAAUAGCUGCAAUUAGGAAGUCAAAAACCUCUGCUGCAGAAAUGUUUAAUAAAAAUGCUCAUUAUGAGUUGGGAAUAGUGAGAUCUAAUCAAACUAAAAGCUUUAUAAUGUAACUUGUGGUUUUCCUUGUUCAUGUCUGUGAGAGCAUUAAUACGUUGGUACAGCGAUAGUUAAUUAGUACUUAAUUUGGUUUCUUUAGUGCAUCACUUUAUUUUUGGCUUUGUGGAUCAGUGCUGUUUUUGUGUGUAAGAAAUGUGUCAGACGGAUGUUUCUUGUGGUAUGUAUGUUUUGGAGCUGUUCUCAAAUCGUGACCUUUUUAGUCCUGAUGCUACAGAUGUUGUGAACUACUGUAAUUUUAUGUAAAAUAAUGUGAAUAAAAUGAUUGAAACUUCUUUUUGGAAUAAAAUUU